This is a messenger RNA of Strongyloides ratti, 858 nucleotides long. Its product is annotated as Immunoglobulin V-set, subgroup domain and Immunoglobulin subtype domain and Immunoglobulin-like domain and Immunoglobulin I-set domain and Immunoglobulin V-set domain and Immunoglobulin-like fold domain-containing protein. The record is from RefSeq and is a predicted model, not a curated record. Lineage: Eukaryota; Metazoa; Nematoda; Chromadorea; Rhabditida; Strongyloididae. Gene Ontology annotation, biological process: synapse organization. The transcript has 5 exons. Gene Ontology annotation, cellular component: neuron projection membrane. Bases 1 to 858 code for a protein of 285 amino acids.
AUGAUUUUUCCAAUUUUUUUAUUUUUGUUAUUUUCUAACACAGCUUCAGUCUUUAUUUCAUCUACAAAUUUUUUGGAACGUGAUAAGUCAAUUGAAAAUGCUAAAUUAAAAGUUGAUCAACAAAGAUGUAUUUCAAUGUCAAAAGAUAGUACAUAUCCAAAAAUUGUAUCUGUUGAGGAGCAUUCACCAGCAUAUUUACAUUGUUCAAUAACACCAAAUUCAAAUAAUAUUGUUGCUUGGACAAGAUUAAAAGAUCAAACUUUAUUGACAGCAGGGGCAAAAAGUUUUACCACAGAUGGAAGAUUUCAAAUUUCACCACGAAAUGAUAAUGAUUGGGUAUUGAUUAUUAGGAGAACUGAAUUAUCUGAUACAGGAUGUUAUUUUUGUGAAAUUAAUACAGAACCAAAUAGAGUUGUUGAACCAGUAUUUCUUGAGAUAAGGCCAAGACGGUCUGCAAAUCAAAAUUCAAUGGGUGCAGCUGCUGUUUCCAUGUCUCAAAAAAGAAAAACUUCAUUAUCAAUUGGAAUUGAAAAAAAUGACAUAAUUUUAAAUUGUACUAUAACUGGAUUACCAAGUGAUAGUGAUGAAGUUAUAUGGAGUAAAAAUGAUAUUCCAAUGGAUCUAACUCAAUCAGAUAAAUAUUUUGUCCUCCAACAAAUGCACCUAUCAUCAAUGAGUCAUAUUUUAUAUAUAUAUGAUGGAAACAAAAAUGAUGAAGGAAUUUAUAGUUGCAGUGGAAAUAACCUUCCUACAGCCCAACAUCGAUUAACUUUAAAUAGUGCCAAUAAAUAUUAUUUUUCAUACUGUUAUUUUGUCAUAAUAUUUAUUAAAUUACUAAUUAAUCUUCAAAUAUAUUAA